UUUUAUUAGAUAAAAUGUUGAUAUAAAUAUGUACUUACCUAACACAAAACAGAAAUACCAUAAAAUAGAAAAGUUUAAUGCACAACAGCCAAAGAAGUCGUAGUUGGUUUUUAACAGAAUAAUGUGUGAUAAAAAGUUAUAAUUUACAACAAUAGCUCGAUAGUAGUUUCAAUCAAUUUUGUAUUGAAAAGUUUCGCUAUGCCAGAACAUGUGGAACUUCAACAACUCGUGGAUAUGUCAGUCGGCAGCGGGGAUGAGUCCAUCCCCAAUCUACUCGAGAACAAGAGACCUCUUAUAAAGCGGUGUCCGUAUCUUGGUUUGAUUUUAGCUACUUUAUCUUCUCUAUUUUUCUCACUAUGUUCAGUUAUAGUAAAGAGUUUAGUCAACAUAGAUCCAAUGCAACUGGCAAUGUUUCGGUUCAUCGGAGUACUUUUACCGACAAUACCUAUAGUUGUAUACACCGAGCAGCCAGUCUUUCCACGAGGUAAACGUUUAUUGCUAGCUUUACGUUCCAUUGUCGGAACAGUAGGCCUCAUGCUGAGUUUUUAUGCAUUCAGGAAUAUGCCGCUAGCAGAUGCAUCCGUCAUAGUGUUCUCUGUGCCCGUUUUCGUAGCACUUUUCGCGCGUGUUUUUUUAAAAGAACCCUGCGGUAUGUGGAAUACAAUUUCCAUAAUUCUUACGUUAAUUGGUGUUAUAUUAAUAACACAUCCGCCAUUUUUAUUUGGUGGUACAGUAACAGAACAUAAUUCAAACUAUAACAGUCUUAGAGGAGCUGUAGCUGCAUUUAUAUCGACAAUAUUUGGUGCCAAUGCCUAUGUUCUUCUAAGAGUACUCAAAGGAUUACAUUUUUCAGUGAUCAUGACAAAUUUUGGAGCUAUAGCAAUUUUACAAACAUUUGUCUAUUCAUUUGUUUUUGGCUUGCUAUGCAUGCCAAAUUGUGGCACAGAACGUUUCCUUGUUGUUUGUCUGGCAUUGUUUAGUUAUUUGGGUCAGAUCUUAUUAACAAUGUCAUUACAAUUAGAACAGGCAGGCCCAGUAGCAAUAGCUCGAUCAGCUGAUAUUGUUUUCGCCUUUCUAUGGCAGGUGAUGUUUUUUAAUGAAAUCCCAAGUAAAUUUUCAAUUUGCGGUGCUGUUUUAGUGUUGAGUUCUGUUAUGUUAGUUGGUUUAAGGAAAUGGGCGUUAGCUCUACCGGAAGACUCUAGUUUAAGGAGUAAAUUAGGUGCACUUGCACGAUAAUCAUGUAUUCCCAUUUUGGUCUUUAAUCUCAUUAGGAUAUUAUACCACACUGUACCUUAUUAUUCUAGUCAAUGUAAUGGAUAUCUUGUUUUUGCACUCUUUGUUUAUCCUAAAAUAAUUUUAGAAAUUAAAUUUUUUUUAUAAUUAUCUAUUUUCCAAACUGUGACAAUAUUACACUGUAUUCGAGUUAGUAAAAGAUGUUAUACUGUAGUGGUCAUAGAUACAAGCUCAUCAUGAUUAUAUCACAUUUUCAUUGAAUAAGUAACCAUAAACAAUUAUACUGGAAUAUGCUGUUAAAAUAAACAUGAUGAUUUUUUUUUUUUAAAUUAAUGUUUAUAUCAGAUUUUUAGCAGUAUUCAAUAGUAGGCGCUAAACAUAACUUGACUCCCUAUAGGAGAAAUAUAAAGCCUUAA
Molecule: messenger RNA, 1649 nt
Organism: Bombyx mandarina (wild silkworm)
Lineage: Eukaryota; Metazoa; Arthropoda; Insecta; Lepidoptera; Bombycidae
Product: solute carrier family 35 member G1
Cellular component (GO): membrane
Source: RefSeq, a predicted model, not a curated record